Messenger RNA from Cladocopium goreaui, 1174 nucleotides. The record is from the annotation of a GenBank genome assembly. NCBI's taxonomy places the organism in Eukaryota, Dinophyceae, Suessiales, Symbiodiniaceae.
CUCAAGCCUGUUCAGUUCCUGUCUCCUUUUCCUGGGCUGUCAUGGCUGUUGGAAAGAACAAACGCCUCACCAAGGGUGGGAAGAAAGGUGGAAAGAAGAAGGCGGGUGAUCCAUUCCUGCGGAAGGAGUGGUAUGACAUCAAAGCUCCAAGUAUGUUCACGGUGCGCAACUGCGGUAAAACCCUGGUUUCAAGGACCCAGGGUGCGAAGAUUGCCACCGAAGAGCUGAAGGGCCGAGUGUUGGAGGAGAGAUGGAAAGAGCUCACGGAAUUCAGCUGUUUGGAUCUGCCCCAAAAUUUUCAUAGGUGAUCAUCAUUGAUCAUCAUUUUCCCACUUCUCCACAUGAUAAUUUGCUAUACUUUGGGUGUUUUGAAUUCUCCCAUUGUCCGGUCCAAAAUCCUGCUGACCGCUGGCUCUGACUCUGGCCAGGUGAACUUGGCCGAUCUGAACAGCGAUGAAGAUCAGGCCUCCAAGAAGAUCCGGCUGUGCAUCGAGGAGGUGCAAGGCAGAAGUUGCUUGACGGACUUUCAUGGCAUGCAGCUGACAAGGGAUAAGAUCUGCUCACUCAUCAAGAAGUGGCAGACAUUGAUCGAAGCGCAAGUGGAUGUCAAGACGACCGAUGGCUAUGUGGUCCGGAUGUUUUGCAUGGCCUUCACGGCCCGGCAGCGCGAGCAGGUGAAGGCCAACUGCUACGCGCAGACUGCGCAGAUCCGAAAGAUCCGGCGGAAGAUGACGGAGAUCAUGACGCAGGAGGCGAGCAAGUGCCAGCUCCGCGAGCUUGUGAAGAAGCUGAUCCCUGAAGUGAUCGGCAAGGAGAUUGAGAAGCAGUGCAAGGGGAUCUUCCCACUGAAGGACUGCAUGAUUCGCAAGGUGAAGAUCAUGAAAAAACCCAAAUUUGACAUCACCAAGCUCAUGGAGUUGCAUGGCGAUGGAGGAGAUGAUGUCGGUGUUGAGAUGAUGCGCCCCGAGGCUGAUGAUGCCAUGAAUACCUUGACUGCGGAUGUGACCGCAGCUGCUGAUGAUGACUGAGUGCGAAGCAGAGCUUUGAAACAUGGCCAAGUGACGUGUUUCAUCUCUGAUUGAUUUGGGCGGUUUUGGGCCCCGUGCCCUGUGUGCUGUCCCUCCUCACAGAACCACAAAGUGCCGCUGAACUUUCGUCACAAGUUCCAAGUUGC